Molecule: messenger RNA, 1449 nt
Organism: Iphiclides podalirius (scarce swallowtail)
Lineage: Eukaryota; Metazoa; Arthropoda; Insecta; Lepidoptera; Papilionidae
Source: the annotation of a GenBank genome assembly
AUGAGUUUCAUAGAUAAGGUUGUUUUAGUGACCGGUUCCAGUUCGGGCAUCGGCGCCUCCGCCGCCAUCGAAUUCGCUAAAGAGGGGGCUCACGUCGUCAUAGUGGGGAGGAACGAGACAAAGCUAAAGGACGUACGUGAAAAAUGCGAAAAAUAUGGCAAAGAACAACUCGUGCUUAAAGCGGACGUGUCGAAGGACGUCGACGGCAAGAGAAUCGUCGAUGAGACAAUAAGGAAGUUCGGAAGGAUCGACGUUUUAGUCAACAACGCGGGGGUUACUGAAAUAGUUGAUAUUACCAGUGAAAACUUUAUGGAGGGCUACGACCGUGUCGUUAAUGUGAAUCUGCGUGGAGUGGUGUACAUAACCCAUCAAGCUAUACCGCACCUAAUCAAAUCGAAAGGGAAUAUCAUUAACAUAUCUAGCGUGGCUGCUACCAUUGCUUCCUCUGAUGUCAUCCCGUACAAUGUGUCGAAGGCGGGCCUUAACCAUUUCACCCGGUGCGCUGCGCUUAAACUAGCCGGCUGCGGUGUCCGGGUUAACACCGUCAGUCCAGGCCCGGUCAGGACAAACAUUUUUAAUCAUCCUACCAUGGGAUCUGUAACAUGGGAGCUAUACGCCGAAUUGACCCCUUUAAAACGUGUGAGUGACCCAGUGGAAAUCGCUGAAUUGAUCUUAUUCUUGGCAAGUGACAAAGCGAGAGGCAUCACAAGGUUCCGAUUUCGUAUCAGACAACGUUCGGGCAUCGGUGCCUCCACAGCCAUUGGAUUUGCUAAAGAGGGUGCUCGCGUCGUCAUAGUGGGACGGAACGAGGUAAAGCUUGAGGACGUGCGUAAAAAGUGCGAAAAGUACGGCAAAAAGCCACUUGUCCUUAAAGCAGAUGUUUCAAUAGACUCCGACGCCAAGAGAAUUGUCGAAGAGACUGUAAAAAAGUUCGGAAGGAUGGACGUUUUGAUCAACAACGCCGGUAUCCUCGAAAAAGUGGACAUUACAGGAGAAAAUUUCAUGGAAGUCUACGACCGAAUCAUAAACGUCAAUCUAAGAUCGACGGUCUUAAUAACCCACCGUGCUAUACCACAUCUCAUAAAAUCGAAAGGAAACAUAGUUAACGUAUCAAGCGUCGCUGGCCUUAGUACCAUAGGUGGCCCAGAUUACAUUGCGUAUGGUGUGUCGAAGGCUGGAAUCAACUACUUUACCCGGAGCUCUGCGCAGAAACUGAGCAGUUAUGGUAUCAGGGUCAACACAGUAAGUCCGGGGCCAGUGAAAACAGACAUUAUAAAUAACCCCUCAAUGCAGCAAACUACUUGGGAACAAAUCGCAGAAACAACAACUUUAAAACGUGUAAGCGAGCCCGAAGAGAUGGCAGAUUUAAUCAUGUACUUAGCCGGUGAUAAAGCGAAGGGAAUCACAGGUUCAAAUUUCGUAGCAGAUAAUGGAAUUCUAAUUAAGAAC